This is a messenger RNA of Chanos chanos (milkfish), 780 nucleotides long. RefSeq names its product CD82 molecule a (gene cd82a). Gene Ontology annotation, cellular component: plasma membrane. NCBI's taxonomy places the organism in Eukaryota, Metazoa, Chordata, Actinopteri, Gonorynchiformes, Chanidae. The transcript has 8 exons. The coding region runs from base 10 to 780 and encodes 256 amino acids. The record is from RefSeq and is a predicted model, not a curated record.
GUCAACAAAAUGGGGAAAGGCUGCAUCACAGCAACAAAGUAUUUCCUGUUCCUCUUCAACCUCCUCUUCUUUAUAUUUGGAGCCCUUAUUAUGGGGUUUGGACUCUGGAUUCUCCUAGACAAUCAGAGCUUCAUGACUGUCUUGCAAGACUCCUCAAUGGCUCUGAAAGUGGGCUCCUACAUUCUCAUUGGGGUGGGCUCCCUCUCCAUGCUCAUGGGUUUCCUUGGCUGUCUAGGGGCCAUUUAUGAAAUCCGGUGCCUGCUUGGACUGUACUUCACCUGCCUGCUGCUCAUCCUCGUUGCUCAGGUAGUGGCUGCUGUCCUAAUCUACUUCCAACGUGAUUUGCUGAAGACAGAGGCAUCCAACAUUGUGACCAAACUCUUGGUGAACUACCCUGGGGAGAACAAGACCACAGAACAGGCCUGGGAUUACAUCCAGAGAACAAUGCAGUGCUGUGGCUGGAAUGGCCGUUUGGAUUGGCAUGAAAACCCUGUGGUAGUGAACAGCUCGCAGAUGCUCUACCCCUGUUCCUGCAGGAAUGUGUCCAUCCCUGUGGAAAACGCCACAGAUAGUGGCUUCUGUGAGGCUCAGUCUCCAGAUUGGCCUAUCUACAACACAGGCUGCAUGUCUAGUGUGGAGAGCUGGCUCUUCACCAAUUAUGGAGUUAUUUUGGGAAUUUGCCUUGCAGUGGCUGUCGUUGAGCUUCUUGGUAUGAUCCUCUCCAUGGGCCUGUGUAAGAGUGUUCACCAAGAGGACUACACCAAAGUGCCAAAAUAUUGA